Molecule: messenger RNA, 447 nt
Organism: Adineta steineri
Lineage: Eukaryota; Metazoa; Rotifera; Eurotatoria; Adinetida; Adinetidae
Source: the annotation of a GenBank genome assembly
AUGGCUCUGGCUGUAAUCAUUACUGUGCAUCCGUCGAAUGCAAGAGACUCCUCUUAUUUUCAAGCAUCACGUCGACAUAUUGAUCGGGAUCAACUUAAGCGUAUGCUGAUGAAUUACGUAUCACGGAAUGCCGUCGAAGAAUCAGACGAAGAUAAUGAUUUAUUACAGAAGCGUGAUAAUACAGUUAUUCCUUGGACCCAAUUAUCAAGUGCCGGUUGGGUGGAAUGUUAUUGGCUUUCAAGUGUAUACGAUAAAACAACAACGGACGCCUGUAAACAGGCUUGUCUUGGAGUAACUGAUUGCAAUGCAGUAAACUUAAGGCACAGUGAACACCGAUGUGAUUUCGAAAAAUGCACACCAGGCACACAAAAAGUCAAUGCUGAUGCCGAUCAUGAGGCACAUAUCAUGACAAGCGCACGUGAGUACUGUUUCUGUGCAGAUGCAUAA